Daldinia vernicosa is the source of this 867-nucleotide messenger RNA. RefSeq lists its product as uncharacterized. The record is from RefSeq and is a predicted model, not a curated record. The coding region runs from base 289 to 762 and encodes 157 amino acids. Lineage: Eukaryota; Fungi; Ascomycota; Sordariomycetes; Xylariales; Hypoxylaceae. The transcript has 3 exons.
GUUCCGGAAGGAUGGAAAGAAUGCGAAAAAUGGCAUCUCACCCGGAGUGACUGCUUGAACGGGUGACAGUCGUGAGGUCCCGAGUCAUGCAGGUCUAAUGCUAUUUAAAAUCGAAUGUGAUGGUGUAUAGCGAUACGUCAAAGAUGCGCGUAUAUAAGAGACAGCUUGUCCGCGACUUAGUUGAUCAUAUAAGUCUAUCUAUCGUCAGUUUAUUUUCCAUCAACGAAGGUCAACAAUAAGAUUCAGUACAACUGCAUCGAAUAUUUAAUAAAAAAAGACUACUCGAAAAUGAAGGUACUCAUCGGUCUUGUCGCUGCGCUAGCCAGUGUCGUCGGUAUUGUUAGCGCUGCCCCGGCGGAGGCUAUUGUCAACCCCAACGUUGAGGUUCCUGAAACUCAUCGCCCAGCACACCCGCCCACCCCGACGGUCAGCUCCCUAAGCUCUUCAACGACAACAUCAUUCAUCAUUAGCAUCACCACACUCCCUGGCCAGACCACCACCACGGUUGCCCCCGCUGCUUGCCCGACGGUAACACACACGACCCGACCCAGCAACUGCGAUCCGAUGCUGUGCCCAGUACCAGGCUGCACGUUCCAGAAGGAGCUGCUCAUCCCAUGCGGCUGCGCUGGAAUCAAGACAGCUCUCUUUGUUGACGGCUGCCAGACUGCUUGCCCCGAGGGAUGCAUGACUCGGUUGAGGACAGUCACGGCUGCCUGUGCUACUCAGACUCCGGCGCCCCAAACCAGUGAGACAGUGAUAUAGGAAAUGGUUGGUAAGAUGUAAGAGAGGCACAGGUUAAAAUGCGUUGCAGUUGUAAGAAAAAUCGGAUUAGUCCAAACCAGAGAGGGAAUUCCUUUUCAAACCAUG